CCUCCUUCCGGUGGUGAUUAGUCUACCUGUGACUGAAUUAAAAUUGUUUGGCCCUUUGGUUAGUAGCAAGGGAGUUUCAAAGCAACUAGUUUUGCUGUCUUUAUUUUCUGCUACUAUCUGACUAGUACUAGUAUUGUUUAGUCAAGCUGGGGAUUUGUAUAGCCAAAUGAUGGCUGCAAGUCUUGGCGUAAGUAUUGGACUAUCAUUCCUUUAUUUGGGGGUUCUUGGAAGUCCCAAAGGUUACAGUAUUCCAGAAGGAGUGGCCGUACAGUCAGAAUGUCGUGAUCGAUACCUAUGGGUGCAUGUUGGUUCGUCUGGCAACGCGCCUCAGUUUGAGGCUGUAGGUGUGGCUGGUGUGCAUCCCAUAGAUGAAAAGACUGCUUCCCGGUGUGGUUACACCAUCAGCACCUUCAAGAUGGAUGGCUACACCACUCUCAGGGCUUCCUACUUCUCCUGUCACACUGACAACCAGAAUGAUGAGGUAUUCACCUUCCAGUUCAAUGUCAUUGUCACGGAUGCCAAGGACCAACAGUCGCGCUACCCUUUGUAUCAGACCUGCUCCCUGCCACUGCCCUGGUCCCAACGGGAGGUUAUAUGUGAAGAGGACUACAUGGAGGUAACUGUGGGGAGAGAUGUUCCUUGUACUACCUCUGAAGGAACCUCAAAGGAAGCAUGGAGGGCAGCCCAUUCUGUUGCCCAAAAGAUGGCAAAUUCUGCAUGGCAGGUAAUGUUCCUGAAGAAUGAGGAAAAAAUGGCCACCAUGUCUGUCGCCGAAGCCCAUCAACUGGGUUAUGAGCUGAGUGCCACUCCGAAAAGGGUUGUCUUCCGCUGUCCCUACAGACAAAACCAUUCGGAAAUCGUAAUGGUUGCCGGUGUUGCGGUGGAGGUCAUUCACGGGACAGUGUUCUUCCGUCAGAAAAUGAUGGUGGUCAUGAUUGACAUAUCUGUGGCCUGCACCAUAAACCCAGGAUACUUUGACGGGGCCAGGCUACUCUGGGACACCCCCAGGAUCAUGAACCCCUUGGUUCACAGCGGCGUUGGCUUUGAGAGCAAGCAGAUCAACGUGGGUGUGGAGAGCCAACUGCUGGAUGAGGGCACAGCGAGGGCCAGGGGCUACACUCUAGAAGUCAACGGGCUCAUGGUACAGAUGGGUAUCCCCUUUGGUGCCAAAGGAGGAUAUAGGAAGAGUUUGGUGACAAACAAUAUCUACCGGGAGAUGUACGUGGCUUUCCUGUUCUAUGAGCAUGUGUUCUCUCAUGUCUACACUGAUGGUAGCACUGUUGAAACGAGACACCGGCUGCUCAGGGUAGUGGACACUCCAUUGCUGUGCCGGCACCCCUUCACUGUUGAUGUCGAUGCCCUUUCUCCAUACCACAAGACCAGCGUUGAAGAACAUGCGUUCAACGUGUACUUGGGGAACAUUCCUCACGACGUGGCUCUGAUUGAAGUGAAGUUGAAUGAAAAGCAGUUCUCUGUAUCUGACGCUGCAGAACAUGGUUACACCAUCAGUAAGGUCGUCCAUGCCAAUGGCACUCAUGCCUAUACUAUCACGGUUCCUUUUGACGACAAGGCUGUUUAUAGGACAUACUUAGGUGAGGGGCUCCUCCAGUACUCCAUGGACAUAAACUACACGUUAAGCAUCAUGCCCCAGGAAGAGGCUUACUACCAUCUAGCCUCUGUUGUGGAACAGCUCAGCGACGCAUUCCCUCCUGAGCUGAAAGGGGUUUGCACAGGAAGAGGAAUUGUCUUUGACAUGACCCAGCCAAGACUGGGAUACCUGUGGGAGAUCGGGGUCGGGCAUGACCCUCUAACACCAGAGCUGGUGGCUGAAAGAGGGUACAACCUGCGAAACGAAAGCCAUAGUUUGACCUUGGAGGUGCCACUGUUCACUGUUGGCUACACUUAUGAGGAUAUCAACUUGAGGCAUUUUUAUGGCACAUUUGAAGUACUCUCAAGAGAUUCAAAGACUUUGGAGAUCCAGACAGCAACAGCAACGCGCUGUCUUUUCAGACGUGAUCAGCUUAUAAUCUGUUCAAAUGACGGGACCAUGACUGUGGUGACCAGUACAAAAACUACCUGGCCUGCAGUGACUCCAGCCAGUACUACCCUCUUGGACAGAACCUGUAAACCAAAAUUAUCGGACGACUCAAGAGUUCUGUUUGAGUUUGGCUUGAACACGUGCGGGACCACGGUUACGGUUGAAGACUCUUUUGUAGUGUAUGAAAACGAGAUCCUGUCUUAUAGGGAGCUCAUACCUGACAGCAAUUCUUUCAUCUCCAGGGAUUCUAAAUUCAGACUCACAGUGCAAUGCUUCUACCCACUCCGCUCAGUCAGUAGGCUAUUUGUGGACAGGAUUUUCGAAUCUGAAAUGCCUGGGUUUGGCUCAAUCAAAUUCACAGGGAGCACCAAAGAUGGCGCAACUAAUAAACCAGUGCCUGGCUGUCCCCAGCAAGUUCCCACCAACACUGAAAGUGUCCAGGUUAUCAGCACACAACCUUCUCCAAGCAAUCAUGAGGUGUCACAGACAGGGGGGCAUUAUAGUACCAACUAUGGCUCUUCAACUACUGACAACACCCUGGAUCCUUCUCUCAGCCAUUCCAUUACACUCCAAGGCAGUGGUGCCCCACAAUCAUCCAGCAAUGUACAAAGUGUUCUGAAUCGCUAUGGACUUGUGCAAGGUGGAAGUGCUUAUGGUACUGGCCAACACAACUUAAGUGAUAAUGACACCCCAGCCCUUAACGUUUAUGGAUCAACCCAGGAUGGUAAUACUCCACAUCGAAAGGGUAUGGGAAUCAGGCCUGAAACUGAUGGAGGCAGCAGGCUCAGUGGAUAUGGGCAAUUCCCCAUCCACAGCCCUGUCCAGGUUGGAGGGAUCAAAGAUAUCCCAGGCCACUAUAGGCCUACAUCUGCAAAGACUAUCAAUGUCCAACCUCCUAGUGUUGUCAAUCCAGUUCCCAGCCACUUAAACAGUACUCCUGGUGGCAGCUUUCAAAAUGCACAGGAACAUUUGAGACCUCACCCAAACUACAAUGAUGGGAGUAAGAUACCAAGCAAUUCUGCCCAACAUGAGAUGUACAAUACUGUACAAUCUGCGAAGUUGAGCAAACCAGCCCCAAGCCAUCAUGCAACUGUCCAAACGGUGAACAAUAAGGCCACUUUAAGUGACUAUACUGCACAAAGUAGCAGCACACCGCAGUAUUCUGGAGGUAAUGUCCUCUCUGGCUUAAGACGCUAUAGCCAAUAUGGUGUUUUGCAAAGGUCUGAUGGCAUAUCUACCCCCCAGCAAUAUGUCAAGCCAGCCAGUGAACAAUAUACUCCUGACAUUGUCAAGACCCCAAGACACUAUGACACUCCAAGCAAAGUAAACCCUUUCCCUGCUUCCUAUGUUAACCCGAAUACUAAAUUACAACCUGGUUCCAACUACAACACAUAUGCCCAGCAUUUUGGUGUGAAACAAGUCCUUCCUGAUAAUGUGUAUGGUUCUUCUCAAGUAACUAACAGCUUCCAGCAAGUCCCCAGUCACAAGGUCCCACUAGGUGACCAUGCCCAGGGUACCUCAAGUUAUGUGAAACCUGCUUCCAGAGACCACUUUGCUGUCCAAGGUGUAGAUCGUCAACCUACCACCAGCAAAGUCCCUGAAUACAGCAUGUAUGGGGAUAACCAAAGUGGUUUAUCUCAAGUUCCUGGUCAUGAUGGUCUCGGCCAUGAUGAAACCACCUUAGGAGAAGUGAAGCCCACCAAAGCCCAAUGGGCACCAAUUAAGAUCCUUGUACCUAGCCAACUUUCUGUAAAUGAAUAUGGACCUAGCAAGGGACAAUAUGCCAAGCCUGCUUCUGGCCAUUAUGGAGCCUCAGUUGGCAGGACUGAAAUUGUCCACAGUGGCGCAAAACCUAACACAGACUAUUACAACACAGCACAGGGCACAGUCUACCAAUCUUCAGACAAUGUCCAGUCUACCCCUCAUCGCCAUCAGCCUGCACAAAUGGGAAGUAUCACUCAACUUCACCCAAGUAAUGCAAAACCUGUUCACUAUGGUACAUGCCAAAGCAGCGAACUUGAUAGUAGUGCAGCCUCUAGCUUCUAUGGAACCAGCCAGGACAAAAAGUAUGUCCCUGUGGCUAGCAAGUAUGAUGCUUCCAAAAGCAAUCAUGUCCAACCAGCUUCUAACCAGUAUGUGGGAAUGCAAACCAGGAUUGUUACACCUGGUCAGUACAGUGGAACUUUGCAGAAACUAGCUACUAGCCUGCAUGCUGCCUCUCAACCACAUAACGUCCAACCCACUACUAGCCGGUAUGGUGCUACUCAACACACUGCAAUCAAACCUGCCUUUAGCAAACAUCAAGGUUCACAAAGUGAUAGAGUUGAACCUGCUACUAGCGAGUAUGUAACCCUUCAACACCACAGCAUCCAACAAGCUCCUGGCCAGGAUGUUUCUCAAAGCAGUAGUGCUAAACCUGCCCCAAGCACAUCUCAAUCAGUGCCUAGCCAGUAUGAAGGUUCUCAAAGCAGCAGAGUUCACCAAGCCCCUAUUGGGACUAGUCUUUUUCAACAGAACAUCAUACAUCGUACUUCUAACCAGGACAGGGGUCCACAAAAUGUCAGCGUUAAACCUACUCCCAACAAGUCUGCUCCUACUCAAAGUAAUAUCAACCAACAAGCUACUGGCCAGUAUGGAGGUUCACAAAGCUACAGAGUUGAGCCAGCACCACCUCAACAGAUCAGUAUCCAACCUGCCACUAGUGGCAUAAGGGAACCCUUUCCCAGUCAGUAUGCUUCUUCUCACCUAAACAUUGACCAACAAGCUACAAGCCAGUAUGGAGGUUCACAAAGCCACAGAGUAACCUCAGCUCCUAACAAGUAUGGUGCUUCUCAAUACUUAGGCUUCAAACCUAGAGAUGGUACAGAUGAACCUGCCACAGGAAAGUAUAAUACCACUCAACGUCACAACAGCGAACAAACUACUGGCCAUGAUGCCGCUCAAAACCGCAGUGCUAAUCCUGCUCCGAACACUUUGCAACCAGUGCCUAGCCAAUAUGGUCCACAAAGGGACAGAGUUGAACCUAUUCAAAUCCAGUCUACUGUUCAGUAUGUUAAACCAACUACUGGUGGUCACCAAAGCAGUGAUGAAAUAGCUUCCCUACGUGGAUCUCAACCAGUGCCCAGCCAGUAUGAGGGCUCACAAAGCAGCAGUGUUGACCUUAUUCCAACAAGGGCUAACUUUUUUCAACAGAUCAUCCAACCAGUUACAAACCAGGACAGGGGUCCAAUAAACAUCAGUGUUAAACCUACAACCAGCAGGUAUGCUCCUUCUCAAGGUAACCUCAGCCAGCAAUCUUCUAGCCAGUAUGGUGCUGUUCAAAAGAUCGGUGUCAAACCUGCUCCAAACAAACAUCAAGGUUCACAAAGUGGUAGAAAUGAAUCUGCCACUGACAAGUAUACUAACCCUCAACACCACAGCAUCCAACAGGCUACUGUUCAGUCUGCAGCACAAGGACAAGAGCGAAAUCCGCUUGCAGUCAUAAGUGGUAGCCAUGUUGAUUCUGAUGGAUCAGACCCUUGUGAGGAAUGUUCCCUGGGCAACUCUGGAGGAAAUUCAAACUUUAUAAAAGAUAGCCGUGGAGGCCAGCUUAUUGUUUCUCAAGACACUGGUGCCCAAGACAAUCCCAGCCGUGUCAGUCCUAUUGAUCGUUUGUUCAACCAAGGGUCAGCCCAAAGUGGUAGUGCCCAAUCAGUGGAAACGCAACAGAACUUUGCCCUGAGCAACAUUGUCCAUUAUUCCCCCAGCCAUUUCCAACCAACAUCUCAGGGUGGGAACAUAAAUGGCCAACCUGACCCCAUUCAUGGAACCACUUCUAACCUCCAUCAGCCUGUGCAGCAUGGUGGUCAUAGUCGAGCAUUAAACAGAGGUAAAACUGCACUAGGCCACCUUGGGUCUGCACAGCUUGCCAGUGCCCAGCUGUCACCCAGCCAAGUAAAACCAGCUUCCAGCCAUUACAGUAAAUACCAAGAUGGUAAUAGCAAGAAUGCUUAUGGCGAUGUCCAAUCGGCCAAUAGUGCCAAUGAAAAUGCCCAGGGCAGCAAUGGCCAACCUGAUCGUAGUCAACAUGGGUCACCUUUAAGCUUCUAUAGAGCUGUUCAAGGUAGUGCUAAGAAACCGUUAUCAAUAACCAGUGUUCAAUCACCAAGAUAUGGGGUUGUACAAACAGGCAAUAUCCAACGAGACAGAAACCCCAACACUCCUAGCACCCUUCAUCCACAUAGUCAGUAUGGUGCAAACCAACUUGGUCUUGGUAGUGGACAAACUCUUUCAGAUCACCGUGGGUACUUGUCUAGACUCAAAGGCACCCAAGGUGGAGCUGAGAAUAAUCCCAACAACUUGAACUACAUCUCUACAGAAAAAGGACAAGAUCCAAACCUGCUCAAAGUCAUCAGUGGUAACCAUAUUGAUGCUGAUGGAUCACAUGAAAACUCUGGGCCAAGUUCAAAUAACCCUCUAAACCCCAGGAGCAGUGGCCCAGGCCGCUACGGUGGUAGCGUGCAUGAAGGCAUCUUGAGAGGUAAGCGUGGCCAAUGAAGUUAAAAAGCCAAGGUCCUACCAUCUGCUGAGACGAAUUGCCCCACGGCUGACGAAAUCCCACCACUGCCCUCCACGAAUUGCACCUCGGACACGAUGAUGUUGUCCUCCAGCA
This is a messenger RNA of Coregonus clupeaformis (lake whitefish), 6689 nucleotides long. RefSeq lists its product as uncharacterized. The transcript has 20 exons. Lineage: Eukaryota; Metazoa; Chordata; Actinopteri; Salmoniformes; Salmonidae. The record is from RefSeq and is a predicted model, not a curated record. Bases 167 to 6574 code for a protein of 2135 amino acids.